UCCACCAUGCCUGAAGUUAAAGACCUUUCGGAAGCCUUGCCAGAGAUGUCGAUGGACCCCAUCACGGGAGUCGGGGUGGUGGCUUCCCGGAACCGAGCCCCAACGGGCUAUGAUGUAGUCGCACAGACGGCAGAUGGUGUGGACGCUGACCUCUGGAAAGACGGCCUAUUCAAGUCCAAGGUCACCAGAUACCUGUGUUUCACGAGAUCAUUUUCCAAAGAAAAUAGUCAUUUGGGGAAUGUGUUAGUGGACAUGAAGCUUAUUGACAUCAAGGACACGCUGCCCGUGGGCUUCAUCCCCAUCCAGGAGACGGUGGACACACAGGAGGUGGCUUUUAGGAAGAAAAGGCUGUGCAUUAAGUUCAUCCCCCGGGACUCAACUGAAGCCGCCAUCUGUGACAUUCGGAUCAUGGGCCGGACCAAGCAGGCACCGCCUCAGUACACGUUCAUUGGGGAACUGAACAGCAUGGGGAUCUGGUACCGAAUGGGCAGAGUACCAAGAAAUCACGACUCGUCUCAGCCCACAACCCCGUCGCAGUCAUCAGCUGCUUCCACCCCGGCCCCUAACCUUCCCAGGCACAUCUCUCUGACACUCCCUGCCACCUUCCGAGGCAGGAACAGCACCCGGACAGACUACGAGUACCAGCACUCCAAUCUGUAUGCCAUAUCAGCAAUGGAUGGUGUGCCUUUUAUGAUUUCAGAGAAGUUCUCGUGUGUUCCAGAAAGUAUGCAGCCCUUUGAUCUCUUGGGCAUCACCAUCAAAUCUCUAGCAGAGAUUGAAAAGGAGUAUGAGUACAGCUUCCGCACAGAGCAGAGCGCUGCCGCCAGGCUCCCGCCCAGCCCCACCCGGUGCCAGCAGAUCCCUCAGUCCUGAGGCGCCAGCGGCCUCCUUGGGCAGAAGACGCCUCCACCCGGUGCCCACACUACUGACGCACGGCUGGGGCUGUGGGCCGUGCCCCCGCCCACCCUCCCGCCGCUCUUCCCGCCUGCCAGCCCCCUCCCACGUUGGCCACGCCCCUGGGCAGCUGAGCGUCACAUGCGGUCAUCAGCCUGCCUGAUGGGACCCCCUAGCGUUCCUGGGGAUGUUGUUCGUAACCACAACUAAUCUGUGUAUGCCGUAGCAACCCACAGCUCCUCGCGGUCUGUGUGACGAGUCGCGCUGCAAAACUCCCACCCAUCACUCCCAAGGUUCCCUGUGACACCCACUGGCUCCCCUCCUCCUGACUGCCACCUCCAUGGCAGCCCCACAAAGCCAUUCUCUCCCUCCUGGAAGACCCUUGGCUUGGCUGCCUCCCAUGGGACCUCCUUGGACCAAGCGUUUCCAGGGCACAAGUCCCUCUCACUAACAGGGUCAGGGCCCAGCAUCUCACCACAGCCCUGCAGGCCAGGACCCAAUCCUGCCCACCUGUGGACCCCUGUGGCAUCUUCACCUGGCCCACACACUGGACAUCCAGGGCUGGACAAGUGCCAGCCCCUGCCACCACCCCCAGAGGGACCUCACUUUCUGGAGAGACAGCUGUGUGACCCAGCGAAAUCCUGGAUAAGCGCGGCUGCCCAGGCACCAGGCAUAUACAUACCCCCUCUGCCAAGGGCUCCUCCGCAGAACACCCGUGUGCCAGCCACAGCUCCACCUGCCUCUGCCAGUGCCCUGACCCAGUGACCACAGGACAUGCCCUGAGUGUUCCCAUCCCUGGAGGGUCAUGGGCUCCCGGCUGCCUACAGAGCCACAGCAUCUGCCAACAGCACCAAGUUGCUCCAGAAAGCCCUGUGCCCUGCACCACCGGGCUCGGGCCAACACCAGUGUUUCCCUCGGAGGUGCCUGUGCAGCCCAUGCCCAACUGCCAGGAGACCAGGCUCACUGCCCUCUUUGGGGCCUGACCUCACCCAUGGGCUGCUUUACUCAGACUAGCUGUCAGGGUUCGUCUGGGCUCCUCAGGAAGUGGGUGUCUAACAUCUCUAGGUCCCCACAGGGGGCUGUGGGCAUAGGGACUUCCAGAAUGAUCAGAGACUGGGGUAUGGUGAAGACCCCUGGCUGUCGCUCCAUAGAUGUACCCAGGGCACCCAAGAAACAGUGGCCGGUGGUGCUGGCCAGGAGCUGGGCAGGGCCCAAAUACCUCAUGCACCAGUGUCAGGCCCACUGUCCCUAGGGCCCCUCUGCCACCACCAGCCUUCAUCUUCAUUUAGUACCUCCUCAUUUCUGGGUGUUGGGACAUGGUCGCUUGAUCCCCUUCCACAAGACCUGCCUAGGCUACCACCAUGGAGGGCCAUCCCAUGCCACCAAGCACUCAGCUCACCUGCCAGUGCCCAGAGGCCCAGGGGACCCAUCUCAGGGCUGGUGCUUAACAGGACAGAGCAGACAAGCCCAGCCCAGCAUCACUGCUAGAUAAGCUAGCUGUGUUCCGGGGGCACCGGGGCACCUAGAACCUGUGUCUACUGCUGAUUUUGUGGAGGCUGACCCCAAGCCAGGUGCAACUGGCGGCCCAGCGGAGAGGGGUGAUGGCCAGCAGGCUGGGGAAAGUGGGAAGGCUGGGAGCAGAGCUUUGGGCUCUCCUGCCCUCUUCUCUUGGUUUGUGCACUUUGUCCUCAACCUCUUUCCUUGUCCUUGAGUCCCCAGAUGGAAAGCAGAGUCUCACGGCCCAGGGAGGCUCAGAGGUGGUGGCAUGGGAUCCCUUGUCCGAGAUCAGAAGGCAAAGCGAGAGUGGCAGCAGGAGACAGGAAGGGGCACCCGGAGGCCCCAUCGACGCUGGCCCAGAGCCCCCAGGAAAAGCACAUACUCCAGUGAGCUGGAGGGGCUUCUGUGGUGUUGUAGCCUUAGCUAAGGGCAACCUCAACUGUGACUGUUGCGCUCAUGACAGCUUAAGCUAGCUAGGCCGGGACAGCGUUAAGGAUGUCUCAGUGUCUGCGGUGAUUUUAGCUGCUCCCAACUCUCUGUGUCUUGCCUUCUGAGAGGCAAGGGAGGAUGAGCGAGCCAAGCACUCAUGUGUGGGUUCAGGCAGGCCACAGAGCCAGGGUGGGGCUCGGGCCCACAUCUAGGAGCCCGCAGCCUUUCAGGUCCCAGGGGAGUCCUUUCUCCACCACCCCUCUGGCCACCAUGGAAGAGAAGCACAAGGAUUCUGUUGGAAAUGUGAAGGGCCACAGCCUCUGCCCUGGGUCCCCUCUGGUUUGUCCCCCAGCUGUUGCUGUCCCGGCUCAGCACCCACUGUUCUCCUGAAAAAACUAACCAGAGCACAGCCUCCCCACCCUUCCCCUUGAAAACUCCAUUUCCUUCAGAGGGCCUUGGAAGUGGUGCAAGGUGGCAGGGAGUCAUGGGGUCUUCCGGGUCCACUUGGCAAAUUUCAUCGUCAGGCCUUGUUCCCCACCCUGAAUCCAAGAAUAAUGCCAGCCACACCCUCUGCCACUUGGAGAGAUGGAAACCUGGCCUCGGUGAAGAAAAAAUGGGUUCGACCCACACCUGGCCCUGUGGCUGCCUGUGGCCGCACUCUGCACAACCACAAGCUGCGGCCACUGCUGUGGCCCCUGGAGAAGGCAAUGGGGGACCCAAGGACACACGCUGGCUGACACCUCUCCCCGCCGAGCAGUCUAAGCACAUUUCUCCUGCGGUUCCCCCUAAAAGCACCUGGCACCAGAUGUCCUGUCCCACUCCUUACCGAUGAGGGACCUGAGAUGGGCAUGUGGGCACAGGCUGGCAGGCUGCAGAGGGGGUCUGGCCCCAUGGCCCGUGGGGCCAGCAUCUUCUUGUAAGCACAAGCUCAGGCGGUCACUGCUCCCAAGCCCAUGAUGGACUUCCGGCUGCCACCGCAACUGCGGUCCCCUCAUCACACUGUGCAGUGGGCAUGGCGUGCAGGUCAGGAUCCCCCUCCCUGCUCUUCCAUAUAGCCAAGGGCUUGCAGGCUGCUGGCUGUCCUGUCAUUUGCCACACGUGGGAACACCCAACCUGAGGCUGCUAAGAGCCAUGUGAAAACAGCGCUCAUUGAUCGGUUCGUGGUCUGCCUGACCUGAGGCCGGGCCCUGCCCACGCCCAAGCCUGUCUGGGGCAGCCUGGCACCUCGGGCAGCUGACUUUCUUCAUCUGUUCCAGGCGCAGGCCUGGGGGCUGCUGCAGCCUUCUCCACUGGAGAUGGGGCUUUGUCCUCCUGGCAGAGGGUCCGCAAGCUCUGUGCUCUGUGCCAGCUCCAGACAGGGCCUUAGGAAGGCCUCUUUACUGCAUAUUUAUUCAAGGUGACUCUGUACUUGGCAAAGGGAAGAUUCACUGUGUGAUUGUCUGUAUUCUUAAUAUAAUUUGUUAAAUAAACGUUUGUU
Octodon degus (degu) is the source of this 4297-nucleotide messenger RNA. RefSeq names its product multivesicular body subunit 12B (gene Mvb12b). Gene Ontology annotation, biological process: regulation of epidermal growth factor receptor signaling pathway; virus maturation; viral budding. Gene Ontology annotation, cellular component: late endosome; ESCRT I complex. The transcript is spliced from 10 exons. The record is from RefSeq and is a predicted model, not a curated record. NCBI's taxonomy places the organism in Eukaryota, Metazoa, Chordata, Mammalia, Rodentia, Octodontidae. Bases 7 to 873 code for a protein of 288 amino acids.